Molecule: messenger RNA, 6104 nt
Organism: Homalodisca vitripennis (glassy-winged sharpshooter)
Lineage: Eukaryota; Metazoa; Arthropoda; Insecta; Hemiptera; Cicadellidae
Product: poly(A) RNA polymerase gld-2 homolog A-like
Exons: 11
Coding region: 413-2047 (544 amino acids)
Cellular component (GO): cytosol
Molecular function (GO): poly(A) RNA polymerase activity
Source: RefSeq, a predicted model, not a curated record
GUAGCUGGAGCCGGUGGCAAAAUUAAUCAGCUUCUUAGGGAUCUCAGUAGUAGGUUAGGCUCUUUCAAUAUUACUAAUUUAUUUUUAUAAGUGUUGUGAGUCUUGACUUUCAUAUAGCAAAUCUAGUGAUAAAUAUAUUCUAUUUGUGGUCAGCAAGAACCACUUUGUUUUGUAUAAGGGUGAAUUAGCACCAAAAAGACCAAAGACAAUACAAUUUAUGAUAGUCCCAAGAAGCCAGUGCCAUUUCACUAAGCAGAUUGGCUUACUACAAUACUAAGUAUAACACAAGACUGAUCUGUUUGUUUGAUAUUAAUAGUCGAUAUUUAUGUCCGAAUUGAGCCGAAUGUAACGUGAAUUUUCUCUCCCUACAAGAUAUUGAACUGUUGAGAAUUUGGAGGAGUGUCAAAUUAAAAUGUUCAACACGACAAUGUACCAGCAGCAACCUAUGUUGAUUCAAAUCUCAGAGGACCAGUUGCAUCAACAUUAUCCGAUGAAGGAGCGUAAAGACAAUACUGUAAAUUACAUGAAGAGGGAAGUCGCUCACAACACUCAGAAUGGGGCCCACCACUACCAACAUGGCAGAUCUAACGGGAAGAAGCACAACCAAUGGUCCAACAACUACAAGAAUAUAAGGAUCCUGUCAGGGUUUGGGAGCCAGCCACAGGCACAGGAGACCCUGUCCAUGCGGCCACCAUCCCGUGAAUCUCAAACUGACAGCUCUACGGAGGAUCUCAACGAUCUCACCAGUAAAGGACUGAAGCGGCUCCAUGAGCUGAACGGAUCUCAUCCCCAUGUGAUACAUUCCUACACACUGAGCCAGCCUCUGCCGCACUACCAACCGCAACGCAGCCAUAGCCCCCACCAGGGCUACCAACCCCACAAACGCAGACAUCAGAUGGCUAAGUUUGGCUCUCCCCCCCACGCCCGCAGGAACAAACACCCAACUGUUGGGCCCGUCAACUAUCAGCAAGUGCCAGACCGGUAUCUGGCACGCAGUAAGCUGGUGGAGGUUCGCGAAACACCGGAGCAACUGAUUACAGGUAGCAAGUGGGACCAGCUGUCGUCUGCCAUCUGGACUAAGUUCAUCAACAAUCAGCAGACGACCAAUGAUUAUGUCAAUAAGAUGACGCUUUUCAAACAUCUCUAUUCUCACAUAAAGGUGUGCCUGCGCUACAGUGUGUUUGUGGUUGGUUCUACCUUCAAUGGUUUUGGUACCAGCUCGAGUGAUCUGGAUCUGUGCCUUGUGAUCCGUAACCAGCAGUUAUUAGACCUCAGAGCAGAUGCCAUCCAUCACCUGAUUAAUACUCUGCAACUCUUCUCUCGCAUCAACUAUACAGGAACAGAGUUCCAGAAGCUGGAGCUGAUUGAGGCGAAAGUGCCACUGCUUAAGUUCCACCACAGUCUUGGUGUGGAUGUGGACGUCAACUGUAACAAUUCAGUGGGCAUCCGUAACACUCACCUGCUGCACUGCUACUCCAUGGCUGAUUGGAGGGUGAAGCCACUAGUGCUGGUGGUGAAGCUGUGGGCUCAGUACCAUGAGAUAAACGAUGCCAAGAACAUGACCAUCUCGUCCUACUCUCUGGCCCUCAUGGUCAUUCACUUUCUCCAGUAUGGCACCCAGCCGGCUGUGUUGCCUUGUCUGCAGCUGGACUUCCCACAGAAGUUUAGACAUGAUCAGGAGAUCCACGACAUCAAUAUGUUGGAAACACUGGAACUACGUGCCUCCAGCAACACACAGACACUCGGCGAGCUGCUGCUCCAGUUUUUCCACUACUACAAUAACUUCAACUAUGGAGAAGACGCUAUCUCUGUGCGUCUGGGGAGCACUCUGCCCAUCGAGCGUUGCAGAAGAUUUCCCAGCCCCAAAAACGAACCAAGAGCGUGGACCUACCUGUGUAUCGAAGAGCCAUUUGACCAUACGAACACAGCAAGAUCAGUGUACGACCAGGAGAAGUUUGAACACAUCCGCAAGGUGUUCGCCGUAUCAUACCAGCGGCUGCAUGACACUCUCUCACUCGACUCAAUCUUCCAUCUGCGGGUCGCGUGACCCCGACUACGAGACUGCACCGGGCUGUGAUUACUGUUACUGACAUAUCCGUUAUCCUAUUGUGGUUGUCACUAAGUUACCAAUACGUUCGUUAAGUACAGCAGCAGAAGUUGGGCCAGCGGUUAGGAGCCACUUCAAAAAAAAACAAAAAUAGGAAAAUAACAAAAAAAAUAUAAAAUAAUAUAAAAACCCAAAAAAAGUUAAAAACUUUUUUAAAAAAACCCACUUAAGGAACUUUUUAACAAAAAAAUUGACUCCAUCCAAGUGUUGGAUGAGCUCAGGGUAAUAUAUUGUCUGCAUUCCGGAAGUAGUUAGCCGUUUUGUGUUAAUAAAUAUGCAGCGAAACAAUCGUUGCAAAACUACCUCAAAGUAAUGCCUGGAUUUAACUGAACUCAAAAGACUUUUAUGUUGUAUUUUAUUCUACCUUUUAUAUUUUUAUUUUCAUGUUCGAUAUAUUUUAAUCGUUAUUCCAUCGUCUGUAUCUAUAUAAUUCCGUUUAUAGUACGUUGAAAUAACUCACAAUGGUUCGUUUUAGUUAGUAAUAGUUUUGUAAGUUUUCACAAGUCAUAUCCUAACUGUCAUGAGAAAUUGUUUUAUUUAUGCGUCUCCAAAACAUUUGAUUUAAUUUAUGCUUUAAAGCACUCUCUCUUCUUUUUGUAUACACUAUUUUUUUUUAAUUUACCUUUCAAAAGAAUUUGUUUUUCAUAAUUAAAACUUAGCAGUGGUGUAUUAAAUUGAAGACGAGAGCUUUUUUUUAUUAUUUAUAUUGUUGGCAAUGCAAAAAAUUCAGAGUAAAAAGGAGAGCUUGGGAAUAUCACACAAGCCUACAUAAUGUUUUCUUCUCACACUGUAAAAAAGCAGUGUCACACUAAUCAACACAUGUUUUUGGUGCGACCUCUGUACAUUUAAAAAAAUGUUUUGUUAAUUUAUUCACUAACUUAAAUAGACUCAUAAUUUCAUGUAAACAAAAUAAGACUAUCCAAAAAUUCCCAAGCACUAACAGCUUGUUUUAGUUUAAAAUUUUUUUGUUGCUUAUUGGGCACUAUAUUUUUUUUAAAGUUUGUCUUAAGUAAUAUCAAUAGACAUUACAAAGACUAAAUCGAAUAUAACUCUUGAAAAACAAUCAACUGUGGUAAAUUUUAAAUAUGAACUUGUCUAGUGUUGGAACUGUCUCAAAUUUAACCAAUUAGAUUGAUACUCUCGGUCUUGCAUAUUUAAAUACACUUUGUUCGAAUUAUAUGUAUAAUUUCCAAGAAGUCAGUUUUGACCAACCUUCACUUCAAUUUACGUAUAGAGUUAUUUGAGGUUUUACUAUUCAUGUCUUUAUUUAAUUAAAGUCAUAUACCACUAUUCCAGAGAACAUGAUCUGAACUUCAAGGUUUUGAAUUUCAGUGUAAUAAUAUUUUUUUUCUGACACUCCCAAAAUUUAUAAUUUUAGCAUUUGCAACUUUACACAAAUAUAACCAUUAAAUUAAUAUCCAACAACAAACCCAUAAUAAUAUAUUUUUAGUAAUUGAACCCAAUUAAAUAAUAUUUGUAUAAAUUAUUUUAGUGAGAUUGAUAACCAUGAUGCAAUAAAUAGCAGCUUUAAAAACUGGCCGUGUGUCCAUAAGGGUUCAGAGUUCAGACAUACUCGUGUUUUUUAUAAUUUUAUCCAAAAAUAAUAAUUUUGUUUCUUACUCGUUUUAUGGGGUAUGAAAGCCAGAUUCUAAUAAUAUUAUAAGCUUGUGACCUUAAAGGUUCAAAGUUCCGAAAGUCACUUUUUUAUAUUCCUGUCCCAAAAAAAUAUCUGGUACAUGUUUAACCCAGGUAUAAUCAAAAUAUUGGCAUGUAGGAAAAGUAUGUAACAUGGUUUAAUAAUUUAGUUCAUACAUGUGAUACUUUUUUUGCAAUGUUUCAGAAAGAUAAUAUGUUUGUACUAAUUCUUUUACCCAUAAAUAGGUAAUCAUUAUCCAAAAGUAGCAUGUUAGCAAAGCUUAAGUGUGUGUGUGUGUGUGUGUUCCUAAAGUUAGGGAAUUUAGACAUAGUUACACAUUUUUUUUAUAACCCUGGCUAAACAUAAUUUGUUAUGUAGCAAAUUUUUGACUCAGGUAUAAUGGUAUUGUCGGCAUGUUACAAAAAUAUGUGCAUGUGGCCUUAAUGAUUUCGAGUUCAGAAAUAGUGAUGAAUUUUUUUAUAAUGUUACACAAAGAUAAAGUAAUAUUUUUUGUAGUAAUGUUUUUAUCUAGAUAGAUGGUUGUGAUCCAAACAUAGCAUCAUACAAAGGCUUGAUGUGUCUUCUAUUUUUGAUGAUCCUGUCUAAAAAUGAUAAUCUCAAUAAGUACAUUUCUUGAGCUAAGUAUCAAAACGUAAAUUCAUUUAUACCCACUAUUAAAGUAAUUUGGCCUAAAUUUGACUUAGCCAGGAAAGAAUCAGUAAAGUAAUAAAUAUAUUUUCAUCUAUUUGGGUUUUGUUUCUUUUUUUUUUCCUUUUAAGAUUAUAUUAAUUUUUAAAAUUCGAAUAUCUACCCUCAAAAUGUCUGAAUUUAUAUUUUUAUAUCUGUAUUCUAAUAAUUCUAAUACUUUUAAUUUUUGUCUGAUAGAAGCUCAGUGAUGUAACUCAUUUAACAAUUGAACAUUCAAAUUGAUUUUAGAUUUACCUGUCCAUACUGUGUUGUUCAUUAUAUUGGCAACUUAUUGCCUUAUUAUGUGGACAAAGAGUAUAAACUCCAAAAUUAAAACACUAUUAAUUCAUGUAAACCAAUAAAUACUGUAAAUAAUAGAUCUGGCACCUUGAAAUAAAUAUCUGAAUAUGAAUAAUUUUUAAUUAAAUAUUUCCCAACAGUAAUUAUGGUAAAUCGAAUUUUUUGAAACAAUAAACUAUAAUAUUUAUUUUCUAUUAGUUUAUUAAAGAAAACUCACAAUUCUCCAAUAAUUUCUAUAUUUAUCACGUGAUAAAUAUUUAAAUUAUUGGAGAAUUGUUGUGAGUUUUCUUUAAUAAACCAAUAGAAAAUUGAUAUUUCCAAUAAGAAGAGCUCCUCCUCCUUCAUAAUAUUUAUGAUAAAAUGAUUAAUUAAGCACAGGAAAACAAAUACUGUACUAUGAAUUAAUAUGUCGGGCGUUAUAGCUGCUUAAAGCAUAUUCAGUGUAGUUGUGCAUUUGAGUACCAGAGUAUAUCCUACUACAAACAGUAAAUAUCCAACUGAAUACAGUCUGUAAAAUUAUACAGCAGAACACACUAUGCCAUGUGGGGUAACAAGGCAAUGCCACUGAGCAAGUCAUUUUUAAAUAACUGUUGUGUCUCUUUACUUUGAACCCAAUAAAAAAAAAAAAGUUAAUCUGAACUACCAAAUCUUGUCGUAAAUCUUUAUUAACUUUCAAUUUAGUUUUUGCAAAUAUGAAUAUAACAUUUUAUAUUAAUUAAGAUUAAAACAUUACAAAAUAACAUUAGAAUAUUACAAUUGCAUGUACAUGGUUAGAUUCAAAAUUCUUUCUGUGCAUUUUUGAAAUGUGAAAGUAUAAAAAUGAUAACAUAGUCCAUCCAUUUAAGCUUAAAGGUUAGUUUUAAGAGAUCGCCCUAUGGUAUUUUGUUAUUUUACAAAUAAAACUAUUUUAUUGUUUAUACUUACAGGUUUAUUGCAUAUUUUUAGACAUGUUUUGUACUUAGCAUUCUGUUUACUUAUAGACAAAAGUACUUUGAUUUGAGUUGUUCCGCAUGUUAAUAAGUUAUAUAUUGUAUAUACUAUACUUUAAAUGUCCCUGAUUUAAUAGGCCCUAGUACAUAAGUAAACGACAAUAAUAUGUUGUAAUUUACUCAUUAGUGCUAGAACUGAGAGUUUUAAUAUACAUGGUUGGUUGGUUAUUCUUUAUACAUUUUAUUUUUUGUGAUGACUUUCCUGAUAGUCAACAUCAAGACUUCUUGUAAGUUAAAUAUUUAUACUGUAUAAGUUAAGUUUGGUCAGCAUGAAUUCUUUACCACUGCGUAUUUAAAUAUCUGUUAAAAGUUUACAAUGCAAAUAAAAAAUUAUAUAAAAAGAUGUUUUAUCAAGCAAAUAAAAGUUCAAAGUGAGACCCAAUUA